CUCUCAUUCUCGCGCAAUGGUGGCGAUUCGUGCAUCCUUGGCCACGCUCUUCCUCGCGGCUUGCGCUUCGGCACAGCAGCUCUCUUCGACGCUCACCCAAAUCAAAGAUUUCGGCCCUAAUCCGCGCAAUGUAACCAUGUACAUUUACGUUCCUAAGAACAUAACUACAAAUGCACCAAUCAUGGUAGUCCCUCACUGGUGCCACGGCACUGCGAAAGACGCUUUCAACGGCCGUCCCUAUGCCUCGCUAGGCGAUCAAUACGGCUUCAUCUCCAUCUAUCCCGAUUCACCGAAUAAAGCAGACCAGUGCUGGGACGUGAGCAGCAACGCAUCAUUGACGCACAACGGCGGUGGGGAUGCAUUGAGCAUUGUGAACAUGGUGAGGUGGACGAUUGAGAAAUAUGGAGCGGAUAAGGAUCGGGUGUUUGUAACGGGCACGAGCUCAGGCGCGAUGAUGACCAACGUACUCCUCGGCUCGUAUCCGGAUGUUUUCGCUGCAGGAAGUGCAUGGGCCGGUGUAGCAUUCGGCUGUUUUGCUGGAAAUGGCUAUGAUGUCUGGAGCGAUGCAUGCGCUACUGGAAAGAUUAUUAAGAACGGCACUGAAUGGGCAGCGAUGGUGAAGAAUGCGUUUCCUGGAUAUACUGGUUUCCGACCUAAGAUGCAAGUCCUCCACGGUACGGCCGACACCGUUCUCUACCCACAGAACUUGAUGGAGGAGAUUAAGGAAUGGACGAGCGUGUUUGGAUACAGCGAGACUCCGGAGGAGACGACAAAGGACACGCCGCUGAAAGGCUGGACGAGAUACAGCUACGGGCCGAAGUUCGAGGCGUAUGAGGCAGCUGGGGUAACCCACGAUAUUCCUAACCAAGCGGAUCUGGUGAUGGAUUGGUUCGAUUUAAAGUGCAAGGCUACGAUGUCACGGAUGUGCUACUCGAGGGCCUCUGGCUAGGCUAGGUAUUAAGAACAUGGUUGGCAAAUGGAUAAGGGGACCCAGCUUCGAUGCAUACGCUCUUAGUCGAG
Messenger RNA from Trematosphaeria pertusa, 1020 nucleotides. Its product is annotated as carbohydrate esterase family 1 protein. The record is from RefSeq and is a predicted model, not a curated record. Bases 17 to 949 code for a protein of 310 amino acids. The transcript has a single exon. Lineage: Eukaryota; Fungi; Ascomycota; Dothideomycetes; Pleosporales; Trematosphaeriaceae. Gene Ontology annotation, cellular component: extracellular region. Gene Ontology annotation, molecular function: hydrolase activity.